Molecule: messenger RNA, 1450 nt
Organism: Musa acuminata subsp. malaccensis (wild Malaysian banana)
Lineage: Eukaryota; Viridiplantae; Streptophyta; Magnoliopsida; Zingiberales; Musaceae
Product: transcription repressor MYB5-like
Source: RefSeq, a predicted model, not a curated record
UAUUAUUUCUGAUGAUAAACGAAUUCUGAAUCCUUAUUAUUAUUAUGCAUCUUUAUAUGAUGAUAAGAUGUUACAUCAGGAGUUUAGGAUUCGGGCAAAACGAUGAUAGUCCGUCGGCGCGUUCGGUUGCUUGUUAUCGAUCCAUAUUUACCGUGGCGUAGGUGAUGGAUGACAAGUCUGUUUGGCCCCCACAUAAGAUAUUGUGUGCGUCACAAGAGAUUACGUUUAUCCAGUUGAUGGUCCCGACCGCGGUCGGCAUGCGUUGCAAAGCUCGGGAGGGCGGGGCGGGGGAGAAGAAAAGGAAGGUAAAUAACAGCAAGACAGCAACCUAUAGACAGAUAUAUACGGGAGUAGAUCAGCUGGAGGAGGCGAAGAGGAGGAGAAGGGAGAUGAGGAAUCCCUUGGGGUCGUUGGCUGCGGAGGAGGGGCAGCAGCAGCAGCAGCAGCGGCGGGGAGUGUCGACGCCCACGCCGUGCUGCAGCAAGGUGGGAAUGAAGCGCGGCCCGUGGACGGCGGAGGAGGACGAGGUGCUGGCUAGCUUCGUGAGGAGGGAGGGGGAGGGGCGGUGGCGGACGCUGCCCAAGCGCGCCGGGCUGCUCCGCUGCGGCAAGAGCUGUCGCCUCCGCUGGAUGAACUACCUCCGCCCCUCCAUCAAGCACGGCCCCAUCACCCCCGACGAGGAAGAUAUCAUCCUCCGCCUCCACCGCCUCCUCGGCAACCGGUGGUCGCUGAUAGCUGGGAGAAUACCGGGGCGCACAGACAACGAGAUCAAGAACUACUGGAACACCCACCUCAGCAGGAAGCUCAUCAAGCAAGGCAUAGAUCCCCGCACUCACAAGCCCUUCACCUUCUCCACCAAUCCCAACCCGACUCUGCCAUCAACGCCACCACCACGUCAUCCUACCGCGAACCCCGAUCCCACACCUUUUGCUCCUCCAGCACCGGUCAUCACUGGCGGCGGGUACUUCAACGUGGGAUGCCAGAACAGCGAGGAAGGGAGGAAGGGAGCCGAUGGCUGCACUGUUGAUUUCUUCUCUGAUCUCUUUGAUCCCUUCAUCCACGAUGACAUCUUGAUGCAGCAGCAUCACAAUGCUGUCAACAAUCACACUGAUAACAGCAACAGCAACAACAAGCUCGUUGAGAUGCUUGAUCCUAUGGGUGCAUCACUGGUUCCAAGCUUUGGGUUUGAAGGUCUGUGGGAAGAUCCCUUCACUUACUUUGGUUAGCUUGGAUCAAAGGUCAUGCAGGCAAGUAAAUCCAGCUAUCUUUUCUGAAUCUCGAGAACUAUGUGUUGUGUUGCAUAGCAAUUCAGCAAGUUAAAGGUGUUCAUUAUGUCCAAUGGAUUAUGUUCCGAUUCCAAAUAUUGUCUUAUAUAUGUCAUUCGAAACCUUUGAUGACUAUUUUCUCUGUAAAAUCUAUUAUUCGUUCAAAGAUUUCAUUGAUUUCUGCA